Molecule: messenger RNA, 4431 nt
Organism: Pezoporus flaviventris
Lineage: Eukaryota; Metazoa; Chordata; Aves; Psittaciformes; Psittacidae
Product: transcription factor RFX3-like
Exons: 18
Coding region: 305-2572 (755 amino acids)
Biological process (GO): regulation of transcription by RNA polymerase II
Cellular component (GO): nucleus
Molecular function (GO): DNA-binding transcription factor activity, RNA polymerase II-specific; RNA polymerase II cis-regulatory region sequence-specific DNA binding
Source: RefSeq, a predicted model, not a curated record
CCGGGUCUCUUCGGCUAGGUCACUGCCUCCUCCUCUCUCUCUUGCUCUCUCUCUUUUGUGUGUUAUAGCAACAGUUGCUUUGUGAAUCAAGUACCAGUUACCGUAGUCCUGGUGACUGUUACUCAUCAACAACAACCGCUCUUCCGCUGGCCUCCAUCUCUUUCCUCAUCGUCAUCUAAAACACCCAUCACCAACAAGAACAACAACACAGCUUUCCACGGUUCAGUUUCUGUGAUACUGCCCUUCAUCUUGUUUGAAAGAGGUGUAGAGGUUUCAAAAACACAGAUUUCAUCAGAAUAAUUAUAUGGGGAAAGAGACCACGAUGCAGACAUCAGAGGCUGGGUCGGACACAGGUUCGACUGUGACUUUACAGGCAUCUGUGGCUGGCCAGGCAGCAGUGCCCACACAGGUAGUACAGCAGGUACCGGUUCAGCAACAGGUACAGCAAGUACAGACUGUGCAACAGGUACAGCAUGUCUAUCCAGCCCAGGUUCAGUAUGUAGAGGGAAGUGACACAGUCUACACAAAUGGAACUAUUCGAACAACUUACCCUUACACGGAAACCCAGAUGUAUAGCCAAAACACUGGGGGAAAUUACUUCGAUACUCAAGGAAGCUCUGCACAGGCAACUACAGUGGUCUCCUCUCAUAGUAUGGUGGGCACCGGAGGGAUUCAGAUGGGUGUUGCAGGAGGACAGUUCAUUAGCAGCUCAGGAGGGACCUAUCUUAUUGGCAAUUCAAUGGAAAAUUCUGGUCAUUCAUUGACUCAUACAACGCGGGCCUCCCCAGCUACAAUUGAAAUGGCGAUUGAGACACUACAAAAGUCUGAUGGUCUUUCCACUCACAGGAGCUCUCUUCUCAACAGUCAUCUCCAAUGGCUUUUAGACAACUACGAAACUGCAGAAGGAGUGAGUCUCCCCAGAAGUACCCUUUACAACCAUUAUUUACGUCAUUGUCAGGAGCACAAGUUAGAUCCAGUCAAUGCUGCCUCUUUUGGAAAACUCAUACGGUCAAUCUUCAUGGGAUUACGGACCAGAAGACUGGGAACCAGGGGGAACUCCAAAUACCAUUAUUAUGGGAUUCGUGUCAAACCAGAUUCUCCCCUUAAUAGGCUACAAGAGGACAUGCAAUAUAUGGCUAUGAGACAGCAACCCAUGCAGCAGAAACAGAGAUACAAGCCUGUGCAGAAAGUGGAUGGAGUUACAGAUGGUUUCACAGGAAGUGGUCAACAGGCAGGCGCAUCUGCUGAGCAAACUUUAAUUGCCCAAAGUCAACAUCAUCAACAGUUUUUAGAUGCAUCUCGAGUACUUCCAGAGUUUGGAGAAGUUGAAAUAUCUUCUCUACCGGAUGGUACUACCCUUGAGGACAUAAAAUCACUGCAAAGUCUUUAUAGAGAGCACUGUGAGGCAAUAGUGGAUGUUGUUGUGAAUCUUCAGUUUAGCCUGAUAGAAAAAUUGUGGCAAACUUUCUGGCGCUAUUCUCCUGCUGCUCCAGCUGGCGACGCAGCUAUUAUUGAAUUGAGCAAUCUGAGUGAAAUAGAAAGUCGACUUCCAAAAGGAAAACUGAUUAUUCUGUGCAAAUAUGAGGCUAUUCUGAAAUGGAUGGGUAACUGUGACCAUGUGAUGUACCAGGCUUUGGUGGAGAUUCUCAUUCCUGAUGUCCUUAGACCUAUUCCUAGUGCCUUGACUCAAGCCAUUCGCAAUUUUGCAAAAAGCCUUGAAGGUUGGCUUUCCAGUGCCAUGAGCAAUAUUCCACAGAGAAUGAUACAAACCAAGGUUGCUGCUGUAAGUGCCUUUGCCCAGACUUUGAGAAGAUACACAUCUCUUAAUCACCUGGCUCAGGCAGCUCGGGCUGUGCUUCAAAACACUUCUCAGAUCAACCAGAUGCUCAGUGAUCUCAACCGUGUUGAUUUUGCCAACGUACAGGAGCAGGCUUCCUGGGUGUGUCAGUGUGAUGACAAUAUGGUUCAAAGACUAGAAACAGAUUUCAAGGUGACUCUUCAGCAGCAGAGCACUCUGGAGCAGUGGGCUGCCUGGCUUGAUAAUGUAAUGAUGCAAGCAUUGAAACCGUAUGAAGGAAGACCCAGCUUUCCUAAAGCAGCACGGCAAUUUCUUUUAAAAUGGUCUUUCUACAGCUCAAUGGUGAUUCGAGAUUUAACCUUACGCAGUGCUGCUAGCUUUGGCUCUUUUCAUCUGAUCCGCUUGCUUUAUGAUGAGUACAUGUUUUACUUAGUAGAGCACCGUGUUGCUCAGGCAACAGGAGAGACACCAAUCGCAGUUAUGGGAGAGUUUGGUGAUUUAAAUUCUAUAUCCCCUGGAAAUAUGGAUAAAGAUGAUGGCAGUGAAGUUGAAAGUGAAAUAGAAGAAGAGCUGGAUGAAAAUGGAGAGCCACAAGCCAAGAGGGAGAAAACAGAACUAAACCAGGCAUUUCAGGUGGGCUCUAUGCAGCAGCCAGUGCUUGAGAGUGGAGUAGAGCAGAGCCUCCUGAACCCACUUCAUAAUGAGCACACUGUUACAAAUUCUCAGACUAUCAGACAGUGCAGUGCUACUGGAAAUGCAUAUACUGCAGUGUGAUAUUGACGUGCCCGCCCAAUUACAUUAGCACUGUUGAUGCUGGACUUAAAGGGGGGAGGGGAAUAGGUCUGCAAGUUGACUUAUCAAAUUUUAGCUGUGCUGAACAUUACCUUUUAUUGGAGUUCUGAAAUGAAAUGGGUGCAUGCAUUUUGCCGGAUGUUUAAAACAAAUUUCUAAGCAAAAUAAUUCUGCAUUGGUUACUUGGUAUUGAGUUUUCCUAGUUUUGAGUGUCAAGGAAGAUUUUUGCAAAGCUUGUAAUGUUAAUGCUUUUGUCCUCCUAAAAAUCAAAUAACUUCUUUUUCAUAAUUUAAAAAUAUUUUAAUGAUGUUAACUAUUUGUCAUAAUGAUUUAAUAUACAUAGGUUUUUAAUUAGAUGCACUUCUGUGAAAUAUUAAAAUAAAUACUUUGACUUAUACUGGAGGCAUACUCAUUUGACAGCAGAUGUAUCGAGUUUGCUAUAAAAGGUGCUUUUCAUUGAACAGAACUAGAAGACACUAUUUUGAUUAAAUUGUUAGCAUCCAGGGGGUAUUUUUAUCAUACUGUUGGAGGGUUGGGAAGAUCUACUGUUUUCUUUCCCUAAGGAGGAAGUGUUUUCUCUGCAUUUACAAAUGCAGAAUGAGUGAUAGUACUGUAACAAUGUGGUAAUUUUUACAUUGCAGGCAUACCUAAUUAUUUGAUCACCACAUAAACAAUCCAAACUUCCUUUAAAAUCAACAGCUCCAGAUUUUAUUUGCAUGCCAGUUCCCCUGUUUUUUGAGAGUACUGAUCCUAUAUUUGAGACCGCUGCACAGAUGCUAUUGGUUGUUGAGUGGUACUGUAGUUGAUAGAAACUGAACCAGAAAAGAAGUGAAUUGAUUAUGCUGGACAUGCAGGAAAAACUCGUUUUGGAUGAAUUUCUUCUAUUCCAGGUCUUUUCCUACUACUAGUUCAAUCUGCUGCUUUCAUAAAUGAUAAUUUAUAGAAUGUAAGGAAUGUAGCAACCUGCAUCAUUUUCUUUUCAAAAUAUAUUUCCUGAUUAUUAAAGUAAAUUUAAUUUUUUUACACAAAAAUAAUAAGGUAGUGUAGCUGGCACACCUCACUUGUACUGAUUCCCAAUUGCAUUGAAUUUGAAUAGGUGGCUAGAUGGACCAUUGCCAUUUAAGAAUGUACAUCAGGGAUCAUUGUACCUCGGCUAUUACAUGGUGCCUUAAAUAGAACUGAAGCUAAGAUUUAGUAUUUUUUGUUAUUCUUAAUAACUCUUGAAGUUUAUUCAACAAGGUGUGCCUGUAACUUUCAAAUUUCCUAAGUAUUAAGGGCAGGUUACAUAGUCUUCAAAGAAAUAAAAGGGGUUUUAUUAUUAAGUGAUUUUAAUAUCCCUCUUAAAAUUAAUAAUGAAAUUUAUUUUUUUUUUUUGUUUCUAGCUGAAUUUCACUUUAUUACAAAUAAAAUUUGCUUGGGAACUUGAAAAGCAAAACUAGCUUUAAUACCAACUUCAAAUGCUGUUAACAAAGUAAAUGGACCCUAGUCAUAAGCAUGGCUAUGUAUUUUUAAACCCUUGUCAGCUUUUAAUUUUAAGAAGUCUCACUAAAACGAGCAGGUACAUAAUGCAGCAUAUAUUUUCAAUUUCUGUAUGUGGUAGGGUGUCAGCCUGACGCUAUGUUUUAAUGAUUGCAUCUUAUAGUGGUAGUUCACACAGUCCAUAUUAAUUGAUAUUAAACAUCUCUGAUUUUUUCAAGCUUUUUCAUUAUUUUUAAAGAAGACACAUGGAUUUGCUAAGCUAAAAUAGUGAAAAUAAAUAAUUAAAAGCAAAAAAGUGAAGGAGAGAAUAAAAAAAAUCGAUUUUAUAGAAAGGACUGUAUAAAGAAAUGUAGGAAGUUUCU